GGUCCUCUGCUGCCGUGUAAUUCGUGCAGUACAAUUAGUUAUAGCGCACGCCCGGACAACAGAGCAAAGGCUGGGUACCACUCGGACGGGAGAGAGCUUUUCUUUUGAUUCAGUGUUUUUAAAAGGAACUUUCUGAUGACGGCUGUUCUUUUCUUUUGAGCGCAAAUGAUCGCGCGCGCACGUAUAUCGCCAUUUUACACCAGCGCGUGCCCUGGACGUAAAAUGUUAUCGGGAUGAAUCCCCCGCUGCUUUCCAUCGGUAAGCAAAACGAGAUGUGCUUGACUUAGCUUUGUUUGCCGACAAAUAACAUGAGCGGCAUCCGUUGUCUGGAAUCCGAAUGAAAGCCUGCGCAUUGCGGUGCGGUUUGUUUUCGUUUCAUCUCGUAUUUUGGAGCGUCGGGCAUCCCCUCCUCUCCCACGCAUCACUUAAUCGAUAAUCGAUUGCAUGGACUUGGGACAGAUGUUAAGCUUUCUUCUGUGCCAUCAUCGCUGCAUGUGAUACAUCGCAGCUCUAUUUGGAACAUCACUGGCUUUCCUGUGUCAUAAAUGAAAAACAAACCCUACCCUCUAAAAUUCACACCACCAUGGGAGAAGAAUGCUGGCUUUGGAAGGAAACACAAGUCUUGCACGAGAAACCACACCAAAAUAAUCGCCAACCCUGGAAUUGUGAUGAAAGUGCUACGGCGGAAGAAGAUCAUCAUGCUUCUGGCCUAUUUUCUGCUGGUGGCUUUGACCAUGCUGAACCUGGCUAAUUACAAAUGGACCAAAGAGCCACAGCAGUGCAACCAGCCGAUGCAGGGAGUGAACUUCCAAAGCAGAUCAGACAUCCGUUAUCUUUACAAAGCCCCGCAGGUCAAGAAAAGGCAGCUGGUGUACGUGUUGACCACUUGGAGGUCCGGCUCGUCCUUUUUCGGGGAGCUCUUCAACCAAAACCCAGAUGUGUUUUUCUUGUAUGAGCCCAUGUGGCACAUUUGGCAGAAGCUGUACCCGGGGGACGCCGUGUCCCUCCAAGGAGCGGCCAGGGACAUGCUGAGCUCUCUUUACAGGUGCGACUUCUCCGUUUUUCAGCUGUACAACAGUCCUGGGGGCAAGAACAUAACCACUCUCGGACUGUUUGGGGCCGCCAUCAACAAGGUCAUCUGCUCCUCCCCCUUCUGUACGUCCUACAGGAAGGAUGUGGUGGGAAUGGUGGACGAAAAGGUUUGUAGAAAGUGCCCUCCACAGAGUCUUCAGAUGCUGGAGGAGGAGUGUCUAAAGUACAACACUAUCGUGAUCAAGGGAGUUCGCAUUUUGGACGUCAACGUUCUGGCCUCCCUAAUGGAGGACCCUUCUUUGAAUCUGAAAGUGAUCCAUUUGGUGCGAGACCCCAGGGCGGUGGCCAACUCCAGGAUUAAAUCCCGGCACGGACUCAUACGGGAGAAUUUGCAAGUCGUACGCAGCAGAGACCCCAAGCUUCGCCGUGUGCCAUUCGUGGACCCCAACCACAAAAUGAACAAAAAAGACGGGUCAGAUUACCACUCCAUUGGAGCCAUGGAGGUGAUCUGCGAACAAAUGUCUAGAACUCUGAAAACCGCUCUUCACCCUCCCACCUGGUUCAAAGGCAAAUACAUGACGGUACGCUACGAGGACCUGGUGGAGAACCCCAUUAAAACUGUUCGGAAUGUUUACCGCUUCGCUAAUCUUUCAGCCAAUCACGACAUUGAGAUCUUUGCUAUGAAUAUGACGACAGGACCGAACGCCUCCACCAAACCGUUCAUCGUGUCCUCCAGGAACGCCACGCAAGCGGCCAGCGCCUGGAGAACUGUGUUGAACUACCAGCAGAUCAGACAGGUGGAGGAGUACUGUCAGCAUGCCAUGUCUCUGCUGGGAUACCUGCGCGUCCGCAGUUUAACCCAACCUUCUGGGUAG
Sinocyclocheilus rhinocerous is the source of this 1907-nucleotide messenger RNA. Its product is annotated as carbohydrate sulfotransferase 2-like. Bases 546 to 1907 code for a protein of 453 amino acids. The record is from RefSeq and is a predicted model, not a curated record. Gene Ontology annotation, cellular component: Golgi membrane. The transcript has a single exon. Gene Ontology annotation, biological process: carbohydrate metabolic process; sulfur compound metabolic process; N-acetylglucosamine metabolic process. NCBI's taxonomy places the organism in Eukaryota, Metazoa, Chordata, Actinopteri, Cypriniformes, Cyprinidae. Gene Ontology annotation, molecular function: N-acetylglucosamine 6-O-sulfotransferase activity.